This is a messenger RNA of Ictalurus punctatus (channel catfish), 7122 nucleotides long. It is a transcript of the gene xkr5a, whose product is annotated as XK related 5a. Lineage: Eukaryota; Metazoa; Chordata; Actinopteri; Siluriformes; Ictaluridae. The transcript has 8 exons. The record is from RefSeq and is a predicted model, not a curated record. Gene Ontology annotation, cellular component: plasma membrane. Bases 378 to 2102 code for a protein of 574 amino acids. Gene Ontology annotation, biological process: apoptotic process involved in development; engulfment of apoptotic cell; phosphatidylserine exposure on apoptotic cell surface.
CGUCCUCCGAGAACGCGUAACCUGGCACAGGAACGACGGAAGAGAAGUGACGACACAAAGCACACACGGUCAUUUGUACAAGGGAGAAACUCGGCGCGUGCACCUUUAACUCAACCUGGAAUUACAGUGCACCGCGUGCUGUGCCUUUAAACUCCACCCCCAUGACGUCACGUGUAUUUGGCAGGACAAGAAAGAGGUAGGAAGGACUGACGGAGUGACGGAGUGAGGCGGUAAACGGGGUGUCUGUCCGUGAUGGAGGCUUUAGGGAGGAUGACGGUGACAGCGACUGCGGCGUGGCGGAGGAUCCGCUGCUCUCGCGCAUCCGCGUGAAACCCAGUGUCAGUCAGAGAGAGAGCGCGCGCGUGAGAGGCGUGAACAUGGCCGCGGUGCUGUGCGGUGGAGGAGGAGGAGGAUGCGGGAGCGCGUGCUUGCAGGUGCUCCUGUUCGGCUCAACCGCGCUCGUGAUCCUGGCGGAGAGAACCGCGCUGAUCUGCUGCUUUGCCUUCUACCUGUGGAAGGAGCAGUUGUUGUGGGCGGGGCUGACCUUUGCCCUGUUGUUGCCAGGGGCGAUCGUGCAGGUGCUGAGCUUUAUGUGGUACCGGGCAGAUGGAGAGCAGCGAACAUGUCACCUGCUCAUCAUACACACACUCCACCUGGGCAUCUUCAAAAGGUUGUGGGACUGCAGCGUGUGUGUGUGGCGUGCUCAGUCUCAGGCGCAGCAGGUGAUGCAGCAGGUGGACGCGGCGGCGUUGCGUUUGCUCGACGUUCUGCUCCUCACCCUUCCUCAGGCGCUCACACACACGUACGUCCUCACGGCAGCCGAGUUCAGCCUCACGUCACCAGUUGCGCUGUGUAGCGGUGUGUGUGUGCUGUCCCUGUCCUGGGCGUUGGUGUUGUACAGUCGGGCGUGUUGUCUGGCGCGGCCCGGCCACCUGCUCAUGCUCCCCGCCGCCCUGCUGUGCCAGCUGUUGUGGAGGGCGGGGCUACUGAGCGCACGCUUCGCCAGCCUCGCCCUCUUCGCCCGCUCCUUCGGAUGUUGGGUAAUCGGCGUCGUGGGUUGCCAUUGGCUGAUCGCAGCGUUGUGGUUGGUCUCUCAGCAGACCGAUAUCUGCGUGGGACAGUGCGCUUGGCGUGGGUUCAACCUCAUUCUGGGGGGCGUGCACGUCUUCCUGUUCCUGAACGUGAAGGACGGACCGUCUCGGUACCGCAUGGCCGGCUUUUACACGGUGAUGCUACUGGAGAAUGCCACGCUCGUCCUGGCUGCCUCCGACAUCCUCACCGAGGCAUCAUGGGAGAGCCUGACUGUCCCCACUGCAGUCCUGUGUAGUUUCCUGCUGGGUCUGACGUUUCUGCUGGUAUACUAUCGUUUCCUGCACCCGAAGUCCACGGAGAUCUCCCACACUCUGCAUCACGGAGCUCAGGCAGGCAGCGCGUGUCUUGAUCAGGGUGACUCGUCUUUCUCCCUGGCUGACAAGAGCCUCACUCUUCCCUCUCUCCGUCCUCCGAUCUCCUCCUCCCAUCCCUCCUUCUCGCUGCUGGAGCACCCGGGGAGCUGCGGGGCGAAGGCGGGCGCCGAGUGCCGCCACCACCACUGGCUCCUCGUGCGUCUGGCGCUGAAAACCGGAGACCCGAGCAAGAUCGAGCGGGCGUUCGGCGGCGGAGGAGCGACGGGCAUCGUGAGCGAAGAGCAGGAAGACGACGCGGGAGAGAAAGGCGGAAGAGGAGGAGACGGGUUGGACGUCAAGGACGAAGACGACACGCUGGCGCCGCUGUCCGACUGCAAGGACGAGUUCGAGAGCGUGAGCGAGGCGAGGGAAGACGAGGCGGACGACGAGGCGGACGGGGACGCGAGUGCGGAAAUGGACAGCGUGGACUCGGAGUGGAAGCGCAGCUCACCCGAGGGGAAGUCCGUGUUCGGAGACAGCCCCGAACCCGAUUACUGCCCCACCGAGUCCAGCUCCACGCUGUACUUCAGCGCCGACCCACAAUCCCCAAGCAGCGCCAGCGACCCCCGUCCGGAAGUUUCCGGACAUCACCUGACAGGCCCACGCCGGCACCUCAUCCUCUCCGCACGAGGCCUAGAGGACGACACGGGUUUCUGACCAGGUUCAAACGUGGACCGAGCCGAGUUUGUUUAAACGAAUCGCACAGGAAACGCGCUCGCUCGGACUCCGUGUCAACCAGACUUCACUGUGUAGCUGAAGCGUGAGGGCGGCCAUCUCGGACGGCCGGAAUCUUCUUUUUAACUCCGUUUAAGCUCCGCCCCUCAAACUUUGUCCGCUUAUGUCAUUUGGAAUUGCGCUGGUGUUGUUGGAAAAGAUUUCAGUGAGACUUUCGAUUACUUGUUAGCUACGUUACCUGUGCAGCUUCCUUGCAAAACUAAGGAUACAUGUCUUAGCUGAUUGACCGGGAUAUAUCCGUUUAUAUAUCCGCACAAAAAACAACCGCAAAUCAGACGUCUUCUCUUCUCAGUGAUGGCGGGGGCGGGGGCGGGGGGGGGCGGAAUUGCAUUCUCCUUCACUCUGUCGGUAGACGGCACCGAUCAAAUCAUUUGCAUAAAGAUAAACUCCGCCCACCUCCUUUCGCCAACGACCUCUCAGCCUCCUGCUGCUGUAAAUCACCAGCUUUCUUUAAUAACAAACGGCUCCGGGCUGAUUUGUCGCUUUCGCGUUUGAGACCUAGCGAGCGAAAGCUGUACGGCGAAGUGAUGUAAAAUUAGUCGUACGCAUCGUUUGAUCUUUAGCCUAAUCGCCUCGGCGGUUUUUACAAUCGGCGAUAUAUAUAUAUAUAUAUAUAUACACACACAGUAGUCAGGGACGACGCUUCGCCGUUCAGACCUCGUUAUAACCAAUAGGUAAGAAACAAAAGCCAGUACUCUUUAUAAACACAGCGUCAAUGUUUAUAGAUGAAAUGAAAUGAAAUAUCAUGUUACAUACUCGCGUUUCAGUGUCCGUUAAGUAGUCUAGGAAAUUCCAAUAACAAACCGGUAUCUGCGUAAUCGCUGUAAUAUUCUGGGUCCGGUUACGCCGUACCAGUCCCGUAGCUGUGUUUUAUUAAGUGCGACGCGUAAGGUAAAUCGUUUGGGAAGUAAAAUCCAGUCGUAGAUCAGACAGUUGAGAUGACGCGUCCAGGAACGAACCUGAAAGCCGUUCUGACGCACCGUGUAGUGGAAUCGAUCGCAGAGCUGUUUCCGGUUCGGUCUCGGUCUACGGCGUCGCUGAUGCUGUUUUUAUCCCCCGUUUAAAAAACAAACAAAAACAAACACCUGUAUUGAAAUACAGGGGGGGGGAUUAACAUGAACAGAAAUUACCGUCGAAAUAUUUUAGAGAGAUUAGAAUAUUUCCUUUUUCGUUCACAAGAUUUCCUUGUUUCCUCGCGUGCGUCCUGUGUAAAGCCGUGCGAACUAGACGGCGCACUCUAACCUUUGACCUGUUAUGUCGCGCGUCCCCGCGCAGGUCUGUCUGUACUCUGUGACCCAUAAAAUCUCCGUGGCUCAAUCCGGAUUUGACGAAGGUCAGUCGUUAUUACAGGGCUAUAGUCACCGCUUGCUGUAAACAGGUGGUAUUUGUGUAUUCACUACAGGUACAAUCCAGGGACGGUCGAGUAAAAGCAGUGCUCAGGUUUAGAAUGUAAAUAUCAAACUUGCAAAAAAACAAAAACCCUGACAAGGCCAUUGAUGAGCAUUACGUAACUCCUUGUUGGCAGCGGUUCAUUGUGGGGAAUUCUGAUCAGAUUACUCAGUUUAAAGGCUUUUUUCAGAGUGGCUUGUAUAAGUUAUGGAGUCAUUCAGGGAACUCUCAUUGGACCGUUCGAAUUGGGUGAUUAAUCAGGGAAGUCCGGAGCGUGGAAGUGAAUUCUUUCAGGUAACCCCGAACGGACCGUACGUGUUACGCAGGAUCUCUGAUUCUCUGAUGGCGGUCGGCGUGCGCUCCUAUCAGCUGUGCACACGUUGGGAUUUUUCACCCACUCUUCCUGGCAGCUUUGCUCCGGGUUCUUCAGGUUGUUUGGGGUUGGGUGCCGUUUUGUCGACCGAUUUUUCAAAGCGUUCCGCAGGUCCUCGACGGGACUCGGAUCUGGACUUUUGACUCGGCUCCUGUAGAGCGAGCGUUCACACGCUUUUGUUGUGGCUCUAACCUCGAGUCUGGGACGUGGUGUCCUGCUGAAAGCUCGACGCCUGUCCCAAACGUUAGUUUCUUUUAAGCAGAGCCACGAAGGUUCCGUUGUAAUAUCCCUCUGCACUUUCCAUUCGCUCUUAAUUUUGACCAGGAGCGUCUCCAGAGCACGAUGCCGCCGCCACCAUGUUUCACUGUAGUGUUAAUCGAGGUAUGGCCUGCGAUAGCUUUACGCUACACGCACGGCGCUUCGAAACUUAUCUCGAGACAAAUAUCUCGACCAGUCACGUCUUCGGCAACGGUUUCUUCCUAGCCACGCCUCCCAUACAGUCCUCAAGUACACAGAGCGCUUGUAAAUGGUUUUCUGAUGCACCUUCACUCCACUCUCAGCUCUGUCGGGUUUUUCCAGAAUAGUCUCGUCUGGGUAGUGCUUGCGUGGCGGUGUGUGAUGCAGCCUUAUCUUUAUCUUCCUCAGAAGACUCCGGUCUUCAUUUUCACUUCUGUCCUUCAGACCGACCGGCUCUUCAAGAACGGUUCAACUGAGGUGGGGUUGUUUUAUUUAUUUUUUUUAUUUUUUUUAACUCAGAAAAUGGCAGCCAUUUUAAACAUUUCAGAACUGAAGGCCAAUUAUAAGUCAUUUGUGUCCUCGUUAAGGCAAUAGGUGCGUCCCGAUCGAAGGGCAGCUGCCUUUAAGGCCGCAUCCCGUGAUGGCAGCUGUGUUCGGGACAGCCUUCCUAAUCGUCAUCACAUUUACUGUGAUGUUUUUGUUUACAAUAAUAAUAAUUUAAAAAAAAACACUGACAGGAAGAAUAUGCGAUAUUUAUAUCAUUCGCAUACCGAAUAACCGGGCUGAAUAGUAUACUAUAAUCGCGUAUACACGAUCCAAAUUGAUCUCUUGGUAAAGAUUGUGUUAUUCUUCUUCUUCGGUAUAAAGACGACAGGAAGUGCUCUCUGUUUGCUGUCGUCUCCCGUUCCUAGCACAGGCUCCUUUCUUAACCGUACAUGUUGCGUAUUUGUAUAUAUUCAUAGCUCGAUCGCAGCAUUUUUAGAGUAGAGUUGAGGCCAUUUUAGUUUCAUUUAUUGCUAAUAAAAAACUAUCGCAGCUGGCGAUGGCCGUGCAUGGCUAAACGAUAGAAUAGAUGUAGCACGGUGGGAGGUCGGAUAGUGUACGUCUCGCAGCUAUUCCGAGACUUCGAUCGGUCAGCGGAAGUUACGCGUUCGGUUAGAGAUGUCUGAUUGGACCAUCUAAGUUCGGAGAGCUCAGAUUGGACUGUAAAAGUGAUAUUUCCAGUUAGGGAACACUGUUUUGUCUGCGUAAAUUACCGAGGUCUUCAGGGAACGCUGAUUGGGCCGGGUUGGAUCGGACGUGAGGCGUACGGUAAAUCCGGCGGCUCUGAUUGGACCCCGGAAACGUUAUGCAAUAAACUUUGAGAAAUGUACAGCAUACGGACUUUGUUGUUUUCCGCGCUGAUGUAUUUUGCCGCUGUAACUUGUACAACCCCUCACCACUGUUACUGUUCAACUCGCUGUGAAACUGUUUUCCUGUCCUCUGUCGCAGUGCUGCACAGAGCUGUACAGGCCACUUCGAACUCGCAAGAGGUAUUUCGCUGCUGGGUUUAACACGCCCUUGUCGACUUUUCCGUUGUCUUUUAAUUUUAAUUCAUUUUUUUCUAAUAUAUAUAUUUUACAAACGUGCGUAAAGCAGCAGUCAGCACGAACGUGAAGAAAAUCUUGCUAGCAGAAAAGGAGCUAGCUUCUCCUAGCGGUUCUUUUCGCUUCGCGUGACAUUCGCACGUCGUAUUGGAACGACCCGGAAGGGAAGCGCUUGCUUGCUAGCUAUACCUCGGCCAUUCCGCUGAGUUUUUGCGGAGUUUUAGCGGUUGCUAGCGAUCAUAAGUAGCAACCUAGCCGAUUAGCUGCUAGCUAGUUAAAAUGUGAACCAGUCGAAUUCGGUUUCUAAUUUAAAUAGUAAUCCUUUAAAUAGUGAGAAUAUCAGCGAAGGGGUUUUUAUUUUUUUAUUUUUUCUACUUAGCAUCACUCACUAGCCUAUAGUACAAGAACAAUGCUAAAGCUACGCAACAGAAGAAGAGAUUGUUUUACUUUUGGGUUAUUUACUUAUUUAUUUAUUUAUUUAUUUAUUUAUUUAUUUAUUUAUUCGGCUACUGGUUUAAAAGAAAUACAGUUUGUCCGUUCACGCAAGGGUGUGUUAAAAACAGUGGUUUGAUGUUUACAAGGACUACAUGAUGCAGGAAUGUACAUAUCUAAUGUGUGUGUGUGUGAUGAUCCUGAGCAUGGUGUGACACUGACCAGACACUGUUGCUUCAUUUAUUUAUUCUCUGACUGAGAUAUUUAGGAAAGAAAAGUGUUCCACGAGUAAAUAAUGAUCAAUAAUUAAGAGCACGCAGUGAGCGACGAAUCCUAACAAUUGGCUCAAGUGGUUCUUUGGACCAAUCCAAAGGCGUGUGUGUGUGUGUGUGUGUGUGCGUUUUGUUUGUUUUUUUUAUGUUCCGCACUCUCAACCUUAGUUCCUAGUCGCAAUUAGUUCCCAUUGACUGACUGUUUGAUGCACACGAGCCCGGUUUCAUUUCAUCCUGUCAUAUACGACCUCUCGGUAAACGUGUAUAUAGCGACAUUGUGAAACAAAUAAAGCUUGGAAGGAAGGAGAUCGCCGGUGCAUCUUUCGAGCGAACCUAGCUCGUACAUUUAGCUUUCUUUGCUAACGCAACAUGAGUAGCUAGUACGAAUCCGAGCACGUGACAUGUCAAUCAAACUUAAAUACAUUUUAAACAGAAUGGUGCGCAUAGACUGGGCUGCAGGCGAUUAGUACUAUUCCUCACUGGAACAGUAAAUAAAUGAACAGGCCACGCCCACAAGAGCCAAACUACAGUACAGUGUAAACGGAGUCAUCGCACGCAAACCUUUAGUAAAUCAAGGCCUCAGCAUUUCAAGGUUAAAACUCCAUUUAUUGUUCACGGGAUCAUUGGAUGGGUCAUUAAAUGCAAGUGCAGAA